GCUGAAGUACGGUGGUGUGAUCAUAGCUCCCUGCAUCCCCCACCUCCUGUGCUCAAGCGACCUGCCUCAGCCUCCUGAGCAGUCGGGACCACAGCGCGUGCCAUCGAGCCUACACAUUUACAUGUAUUGGACACCAGACCAGAAGCACUUCUGAAUUAAGAUCUCAGUUCUUGGAGGUGGAGUUGAAGAGCACUAAGAUCAGAAGAUGAGUGAACUUGACCAAUUACGGCAGGAGGCCGAACAACUUAAAAACCAAAUUAGAGAUGCCAGAAAAGCGUGUGCAGAUGCGACCCUCUCCCAGAUCACAAACAACAUCGACCCCGUGGGAAGAAUCCAGAUGCGCACCAGGAGAACGCUGAGGGGGCACCUGGCCAAGAUCUACGCCAUGCACUGGGGCACAGAUUCCAGGCUUCUCGUCAGUGCCUCGCAGGAUGGUAAACUUAUCAUCUGGGACAGCUACACCACAAACAAGGUCCACGCCAUCCCUCUGCGCUCCUCCUGGGUCAUGACCUGUGCGUAUGCCCCUUCUGGGAACUACGUGGCCUGCGGUGGGCUGGACAACAUUUGCUCCAUUUACAAUCUGAAAACUCGUGAAGGGAACGUCCGAGUGAGUCGUGAGCUGGCGGGACAUACAGGUUACUUGUCCUGCUGCCGAUUCCUGGAUGACAAUCAGAUCGUCACCAGCUCUGGAGACACCACAUGUGCCCUGUGGGACAUCGAGACCGGCCAGCAGACGACCACGUUCACGGGACACACUGGAGACGUCAUGAGCCUUUCUCUCGCUCCCGAUGCCAGGCUGUUUGUCUCUGGUGCUUGUGAUGCUUCAGCCAAACUCUGGGACGUACGAGAAGGGAUGUGCCGGCAGACCUUCACCGGUCACGAGUCUGACAUCAACGCCAUCUGUUUCUUUCCAAAUGGCAACGCGUUUGCCACUGGCUCGGACGAUGCCACCUGCAGGCUGUUCGACCUCCGCGCAGACCAGGAGCUCAUGACGUACUCCCACGACAACAUCAUUUGCGGGAUCACCUCCGUCUCCUUCUCCAAGAGCGGGCGCCUCCUCCUCGCUGGGUACGACGACUUCAACUGCAACGUCUGGGACGCGCUCAAAGCUGACAGGGCAGGUGUCUUGGCUGGACACGACAACCGCGUCAGCUGCCUGGGAGUGACUGACGACGGCAUGGCUGUGGCGACAGGGUCCUGGGACAGCUUCCUGAAGAUCUGGAACUAACACCAGGAGCAUGUGGACGCUGCGGAGACUGGAAGACCAUUCCACCCUUGACCGUUGCCGUGAGAGCGCACCCAUCCAGCCGCACUAACGUGGACACCCUGCACCCCCUCCGAACUUCAAAAGGGCAAGAUCUUUUCCUUCACUUAUUGCUGAAACCAAGAGCACAAUUCCCGUUAAGAGAAGGAUCUCUGUGCUGUAAACUAAAACAAAUUGUGCAUUCCUUCCGGGGCCAUCGUCUUCGUUUUCUUUUUUGUCUUGAAUGAAUUUUAAGAGGAAAUACUAUAAUAAACAUGUUAACCAGAAGGUAACCUCUCCGCUAGCUUAUCUGAAGUUUAGACCAGUGAUCCUGUGGGUGACAUUCAUGCAAAACAAGUUGAGGACUUUAUCUUGUAAUAGUUCCUAAAGUUCAAGUCAUGUUUGUGAUGGGAUUUUGGAAGCAUUCGUAUUUCCUUUUUUAAAUAUAUUCCUUUAUGUUCGUAGUGAAACAGAACCAGAGUCUAGGGCAGCCUCUCUGACAUUGUCACUCACGUAAAUUCAGUCCCUGGGUUUUUUUGUUUUUUUUUUUUUUUUUCAUUUUCUGUCUAUGUCGCGAUGAUUGUCACACACAAACAUGGCAUAGCAAAGAACGUGUUGAGAAGGGAAGUGACCAAGCACACGCUGUGUGAUCAGAGAGCCCUCACCUGUUCUGAACAGCGAACUCAGACCCGCACCCACUUCCCUCCCGCCCAGCCUCUCUGCCUUCUCAGUUAGUUUUCAUCUCACCUGGGGUUUCCUCGUGCAGUUGGAGGGAAGUUCAUGACAGCCUAACACUACCCGCCCCGCCCCCAACUAUCAGGAACCUGUUUUAAGAGAGAUGCCUGUCCUGUGCUCGGAUAGUCGGUUAUUUGUGUAUGAAACAAUGUACAAAUCAAUGUUUUGAAAAUAAUGAUCUCAGACUUUCUAAGUUAAAUUUUAAAAAAAAUUUGAUUGUUUGCCAUAUUGGGUGGGUUUACUCUUAGAUUCGCAUGCUGUAGAAAUGCUCAAAAGUGCAUAUAGGACUCAGUCCUUAGAUGUUCUUUUUCUUUUAAGAAAUAACCUCUUAAAGUGUAACCAUUGCAGCUCUAUCCACUUCUUGUUGCUGCUCUGCACACAUAUCGGAAGCAGUACAGUAAGCAGCUCUACACGCUUGAGUAGCGGGAUAAGUCACUGUUUUCUUUAUUUCUUUUAAAAAAAAAAAAACCAGUCCUGUUGCAAACGGUUGCUGUUGGAUUCUGAGGGUGGGGAGGGAGGCGGGAGGGGGCAGGGACGAGAGCCGCCCUCCCACCCACCAGUCCCCUGGCCUCUCCCCACAGAACGAGCCUCGGAUCUGAGGCCGGUCGUUUUUACCACGUCCAGAUUGUCCUGGUUCCACUUCCCAUCCAGGGUCCGGCAGCAGCGUUUGGACAGCAGCGUUCUGUGGACCCCCACCCUGCCCUAGCACCCCUCAUAGCAGCAGUAGUGGCUUCUCCAUCCUGUUCUGCGACACUAUACAAAACUGUGCUGUGACCGUGCGGUAGGCCUGGAUCUGGCAAAGAGAAUAAAAACGAAACCCUUCUUUCUCCUUCCAUCAACACCUCCGUAGAGCUCUCUGCACCCUUACCCUUUUCACCUUUUGUAUUUAAUUUUAAAGUCAGUGUACUGCAAGGAAGCUGGAUGCAAGAUAGAUACUAUAUUAAACUGUACUGUUAUUUAAGAUGUAAUAAAGCAGUUUGACAUGA
This is a messenger RNA of Lemur catta (Ring-tailed lemur), 2964 nucleotides long. It is a transcript of the gene GNB1, whose product is annotated as G protein subunit beta 1. Gene Ontology annotation, biological process: G protein-coupled receptor signaling pathway. Lineage: Eukaryota; Metazoa; Chordata; Mammalia; Primates; Lemuridae. Gene Ontology annotation, cellular component: cytoplasm; heterotrimeric G-protein complex. The transcript has 12 exons. The record is from RefSeq and is a predicted model, not a curated record. Gene Ontology annotation, molecular function: signaling receptor complex adaptor activity; protein binding. Bases 206 to 1228 code for a protein of 340 amino acids.